Nematostella vectensis (starlet sea anemone) is the source of this 2494-nucleotide messenger RNA. RefSeq names its product ETS translocation variant 4. Lineage: Eukaryota; Metazoa; Cnidaria; Anthozoa; Actiniaria; Edwardsiidae. Gene Ontology annotation, biological process: cell differentiation; regulation of transcription by RNA polymerase II. Gene Ontology annotation, cellular component: nucleus. Bases 148 to 1344 code for a protein of 398 amino acids. The transcript has 7 exons. Gene Ontology annotation, molecular function: DNA-binding transcription factor activity, RNA polymerase II-specific; sequence-specific DNA binding. The record is from RefSeq and is a predicted model, not a curated record.
CAAUCACAGACGAUAUGCUGGGGUAAAAGCCCCAAAAGAACCCCGUCUAGUCAAAACGAAUCUAGUCCUGUUCGAGAGAAGAGUUUCGUUCUAUCGAUAGCGGAAAAAACAAGGAGUUGUACUUGUAGCUUCAAGAUUACUGAGUACAUGAUGGCGCAAAUCUCGUUUGCCACUAUUACUGCUAUGAAUCAACAGCUGCUUAUGCAGCUGAGCCAGUUUGCCAACCAGCCAAAUGUACAAACUGCCACCCCCGCAAUUCAGAAUUUUAUGCCGGCAACCGUGCCCGAUCAAAACAUGGCAAUAUCAACCUCGCCUCAGCCUGACUUUGGACUUGAGACUGGUUUCUACACAGGCAGCUACCUAGAAGAACUAAACAGUUGCCAAUCAACCUGUAAUUCAGACGUUUCUGAGGUCUUCGAAGGCAAAGAAGCGAAUAGUCAAAGCUGUGAACAAAUUUUUCAAGAUCUUGAAGACAUUGGAGUGCUUGGCAUAGACUUUGACUCUGACAUUUGUCCCAAUUUCAGUGAUAACAUCAACAGCAACCCUGACCUAGCUGCCUUUGAUGAGGUUGAACCUUCUUAUCAGUUGGCCCCUCAACCACAGCCUCCUCAAACCUACCACAUAAAACCUGAAGUCCAAGACUUCUCCUGCAUGGGUCUAUCACACAGCCCUGCUCCAUCUUCAGACAGUGGCAUGGUCCUAAGCCCAUGCCCUAGCUUCUCAGACAGCUUUAGUGACACAGAUGCUUACAGCAUCUCCAGUGUGGACUCUCCCAUUCCUGACCCCAUCCAAGAUGACUCAUGUGUGCCCAUGACGGACCCAUCCCCUCAGGUUGUACCUGAUACAUUACCUCCAAAAGUACCAGGUCGACGGCGCAGAGGCCCCAAGAAACCUGCCAAGUACAAUGGCAAUGGCCCUAUUCAGCUGUGGCAGUUUCUGCUCGAGCUACUCCUCUGCCCACAAAGCCAGAGAUUGAUAGAGUGGACGUAUGAUGAGAAGUUUGAGUUCAAACUACUGAACCCACCAGUGAUUGCAACCAUGUGGGGAAAGCGCAAGAACAAGCCCAACAUGAACUACGAGAAGCUGAGCCGUGGACUACGUUACUACUAUGACAAAAACAUAAUUGACAAAGUCCAUGGCAAGAGGUAUGUGUACCAGUUUGUAUGUGAUAUUGAGAAGAUCCUUGGAUAUGACCCCACGGAGCAGAAGCUGGACGGUGUAAAGGUAGAAGAUGCAGUCUGCGGUAAGCCAGAAAUGGUUCCCGAUUGUGAGAAAUUUUGGGAAGCUGGUAGCCCUGAUAGUGGCAUCAGUGUACCAGAUUUCGAUCUGCUCUUCAAUCACUAGAGUUUUUUUUGUCGUUAAACCCCAAGUUGUAGCCUGGUUUCCAGAGGUUUUAUGGUUGUUAGCCAUAUUGCCUCUGGAGGCUGGGCUAUGUCACCUGAUUUCAAAUGGUUUCUGGUUUUAUCAAAUCAGCCAUUUGACAAUCAGGUGACCCAAGUUGUUGUUAUUAUCAGGGUAUGGGAAAGGCCAAUGUGUUUUUGAGUUUUAGUAUAUUUUAUCACUGUGUGAUUGUAGGUUGUUGUUGCUGUGUUUCACCAUUAGCCUUUCCUCUACUCUGAUUAUGACUUAUGUAGCUUGUAUCAAGCGAAGUGGUCUUACGUGUCCACAUUCUAUACAUUCUCAGGCAAAGUAUAAUUUUGAGGACCAUACCAUUAUUGGUUUGGCUUUGAAUCAUGCUUUGCCUGAGAAUAAGUUCCAAUACCUGAUGUACUAUGUAUGUCACUUAUUUGAAGUUUUCUUCACUCAAUUUGAUUAACUUAAGCAAUUAGGAUAAUUUUGUAGCCUGUGAGUCCACAGGGUUUAUAUUUGAUUGUAACAAUGUUCUUGUAGUCGGUGAUUUUAGAAGUUUUUGUAGGAUAGGCCAUGGAAAGUUCCCAUGAUUUAUUUGAUCACAUUGGUCAGUUACUAUUUCACUCGGUAUCCGAGUCUCUUGGCAAAGUUGUCGAGGGUUUACAAGUUAUACAAAUUUUUCGAGUUUAUUAUAUUAGCUUGGUAGAAAAAGCUAUAAUAAAGUUGUUGCAGUAUGCACAAAUGUCUAGUAUAUAUUGUAGAAACUAGUAAUCCAUUUUAUCAGGUGAUAUAUUGGAUAUUGUAUUAUUCUCUAUGUAUUAGUAAAAGCUAUAAUGAAGUUGCAGUAUGCACAAAUGUCUAGUAUAUAUUGUAGAAACUAGUAAUCCAUUUUAUCAGGUGAUAUAUUGGAUAUUGUGUUAUUCUCUAUGUAUUAGUAAAAGCUAUAAUGAAGUUGCAGUAUGCACAACUACCUAGUACACAAUGUACAAACUAGUAAUCCAUUGUAUCAGGUGAUAUUUUGGAUAUUGUAUUAUUCUGUAUUAUUCCAUUAUUUCAAUUGUAAAAGAGCUUUGUGCUCACUUAUGCAUUAAUGAAUAUACAUUGUAGUUUUCUAGUGUGCAAUAAAAAUUUGUAAAAACUCCAA